GUCCAAAACAAAAAUCUGAAAUAUAGGGGCCGCCUCGAAAGUUAUUUCAAACGUUAACCAUCAGCGCUAGGGUUUAAGUCUCCGGAGAUUGAAACGCAACCAAGGAAGAAGAAAGUAAAAACCAAAGAGUUGGCGGCGAUAGAGUGCGAGAAAUGUCGAAGAAGAACGAUUUGGGUCGCCGGAAAAGACAACACGAAUUCGAGCUACAACGUGAGAAGCAAGAGAAACAAAAGAAGGAAAAGAAGCUACAGAUGAAGAAGAACAAGAUGAAAGUGGAUCAUAAUGACAAGAAGAAGAAGAAGGGUGUGAGCGGUUUUGCAGUGGGGAAGAGAAAGUUGAAGACCAAAGUGACGCCAUUGGCUAAAGCUAAAGCUGCCCAGGCAAUGGAGGUUGACAAAUGAGGUUCUACAGGUCUACUUGCUUCAAAUUAGGUGUAUGCUGAGAAUACUUAUGAAGGUCCAAUAGUUUACCUUUGGGUUUGCAUUGUUUGCUCAAACAUAUACUAUGUCAUUUAGAAAAGAGGAGUUUUUGUUUUCUCUAUUCUUCCGUAUCAAUUUUUUGGUUUCAUAUCCAAUAUCUAUCAUGAGACCCAAUAUUUGUCAUGGGACUAAUUUGUUCUAUCAUCCCGGUAUGUGGAUCAUGCGAUUAUAUAAUGUUAUGGUACCAGAUCAGGUGCUUGUGGUUGGUACUAAUAGCCUAUAGACUAUAGACGGCCAUAAGGC
Molecule: messenger RNA, 722 nt
Organism: Ilex paraguariensis (yerba mate)
Lineage: Eukaryota; Viridiplantae; Streptophyta; Magnoliopsida; Aquifoliales; Aquifoliaceae
Source: the annotation of a GenBank genome assembly